UUUGAAUUUGGCCAGAGAUCCUCGCCCGUGGAGGCCAAGAUCAAAAAGGAUGGGGAUGUAAAGCCUCCUCCCAGGAGGAAAAUGGCUCCUCCCAGUGGCGGCGGGGAUAAUCAGCAGUUCUGUUUGCGCUGGAACAACUACCAAUCCAAUUUGACCAACGUUUUCGAUGAGCUCCUGCAAAGCGAAUCCUUUGUGGAUGUGACCCUCUCCUGCGAAGGACACUCGAUCAAGGCCCACAAGAUGGUCCUAUCCGCCUGUUCCCCCUAUUUCCAAGCCCUGUUCUACGACAAUCCCUGCCAGCAUCCCAUUAUCAUAAUGCGGGAUGUCAGCUGGUCGGAUCUGAAGGCCCUGGUGGAGUUCAUGUACAAGGGGGAGAUCAAUGUGUGCCAGGAUCAGAUAAACCCGCUGCUCAAGGUCGCCGAAACCCUGAAGAUCAGGGGUUUGGCGGAGGUGAGUGCGGGCAGGGGCGAUGGAGGGGCCUCCGCACAUCCCAUGUCAGUUUAUGACGAUGAGGAUGAGGAGGAGGAGAUGGCCUCGGCUACGGCUAUCCUGCGGCAGGAUGAUGAUCCCGAUCCGGAGGAGGAAAUGAAGGCCAAGAGGCCUAGGUUACUAGCCGAAGGAGCCUUGGACUUGAAUCAGAGGCAGAGAAAACGAUCUAGGGAUGGUAGUUAUGCCACUCCAAGUCCUUCAUUGCAAGGUGGCGAAUCAGAGAUCAGCGAGAGGGGUUCCUCCGCAACACCUGGACAAAACCAGAGCCAACCCUUGGCCAUGACCACUUCCACGAUUGUGAGAAACCCCUUUGCCUCACCCAAUCCCCAGACUUUGGAGGGCAGGAAUUCAAGUGUGGCUGGAAAUCAGAGGAACUCGCCACCUCCCCAGGGACACAGUAAUGGCAACCACAGUGGAGCCUCCAUGCACUCCCACCUGGAGGCGGCGGCGUCCCCGCCCAGUCCGCUCUGCCACCCCACAUGGCCGCCGCCGUGGCAGCCGCCGCCCAUCAUGCCGCCGUUGUGCCCCCUCCCCCGCCAGCCAACAUGCAUCAUCAUGCUGCCGCCGCCGCAGCCCAGCAAUUGGCCGCCCAGCAUCAGUUGGCCCACUCACAUGCGAUGGCCAGUGCUUUGGCCGCCGCAGCUGCAGCGGGUGGGGGAUCAGGGGGAGGAGCAGGAGGGGCAGGAUCUGGAGGAGGAUCGGGAGCCAGUGCUCCGACCGGCGGAGCAGGAGCCGCGGGAAGCGCCUCCGCCUCGUCAGUGGGAUCCCAUCACGAUGACAUGGAAAUCAAACCCGAAAUUGCUGAAAUGA
This is a messenger RNA of Drosophila takahashii, 1299 nucleotides long. The record is from RefSeq and is a predicted model, not a curated record. NCBI's taxonomy places the organism in Eukaryota, Metazoa, Arthropoda, Insecta, Diptera, Drosophilidae.